Molecule: messenger RNA, 6982 nt
Organism: Linum trigynum
Lineage: Eukaryota; Viridiplantae; Streptophyta; Magnoliopsida; Malpighiales; Linaceae
Source: the annotation of a GenBank genome assembly
UUCAAAAUUUAAAUUUUUGUCCAAGUCUUGGAUGUCAUUUGGAUUCAUUGAUCAAUCCACCAAUCCAUUGGAUCCAAUCAAUUUGAUCCAUUGAUCCAUCAAUCCAAUCCAUGAAUCCGAUCCAAUUGCCAUCUCUAAUUACGUACAUUCCCUUCCUCUAAUUAGUAAUUUCAUCGAGAAUAUGAUGUGUUUUUCAAAUUAAUAUUUUUAAAAGCAAAAACAUUUGUAAAUUGGUUUGAUUUUUGUAUUCGUUAAAUUGAUGCAUCGUGAUUAGAGGUGGCAAAUGGAUUGGAUUGGUGGAUCCAUGGAUCAAAUGGAUUGGAUCUAAUGGAUUGGUGGAUUCAUGGAUUGGAUCAAGUGGAUUGGUGGAUUAUCCAUGAAUCCAAAUGACAUCCUCAACCAAGGAUCAAUAUGUAAAAUGUAAAAAGUUUAGGUACUAAAAUGUCAUAAUGAAAAAUUUUAGGUACCAAAACGUAAUUUUCCAAUGAUAUUUUCGUAUAAAAAAUUAAAUUUAAGGUACAAAAUGCAAAAAAAUAAAAAUUAUAGGUACUAAACCGUAAUUUGCCAAUGAUCCAUGGAGCCAAUCCAUGAAUCCACUUAUCCAAUUGGAUUUGGAUAAAAUGGAUUGGAUUUAAAUGGAUUGGAUUAGAUGGAUAUUUUUAAUGGAUUGAUGGAUUGGAUUGGUGGAUUGGAUUGAAAUUGUCACCUCUAAUCGUGAUAAAUAUAUGUACUAUAAUGUAUUAUCUAUAAAAUUGUGUAUUAUAGGUUACUGUAAUUAUUUUUAUAGUUUGAAAAAAUUACGUUACCAGAAAAUAUCACUUUAACCCGUCCUUUUUAUAUGAAAAAGACAAUACAAAUAUGUAGAGAUAUAACUAGAAUGGAAAAAGAUUUAACAAUCUCAUUCCAAACUAUAACAAUCCAAAACUAAAUGAUUUUUUUUUCACAUCAAUUAAUAAAAGCGUGCAUUGGCUAUACAAAAAAAAAAUUAUAAACACCGCGGAAAAAUUAUAUCGUUCUUACUCAAACAAUCAAUCAUCCCAUAGAAACAACAUGUAAUUGUAGGGAUGACAAUGAGUCAUUCGAGGGCGAAUAGUGUGUUGUUAUAUCGUUGUUACUCAAACAAUCAGUCAUCCCAUAGAAACAACAUGUAAUUGUAGGGAUGACAAUGAGUCAUUCGAGGGCGAAUAGUGUAUAUAUGUUGUCAUAUCAUAACCAAUUUGAGUUUUAUCUUUAACUAUACUCCCACAAGAUUUGGAUAGUAAAUCAAACCGUACACACAAUCAUUAUGAUUUCGAAUAUUAGUUAAUAUAACAGAUAAUUGUUCAUUUUUAUUUUUUCAUCUAAUGUGUUAAAAUUUGCGAGCAGAGUAGCAUUAUACAAGUGAAAAGAUUCCAGUUGGAUAGUAAAAAACCAUGGCUCAUUAUUCAUACUGUUUGGAUUCAAAUUUAUCCUAGGUCGAUUCUAGGUAGGGGCGGAGGACCGGUCGGCUCGGUUAUAACCGAUAACUGAAUGAUUGGUUAUCGGUCAACCGAACCACCUCCCCCCUAUCGACCAUCGAUUACAAGAGGGCUUAAGUCUUCGGUUAUCUCGGUUUUCGGUUAACCAAACAACCUCCAAGACCAAAACCAUAUCACCUAGCCUUCAAACACUGAUCGAGUUUCGGUUAUCUCGAUCAUCAGUUAGUGGAUAACUGACCAAUUUCGGUUGUAACCGGUCGAUUAACCGCUAACCGAUUAUACGGCCCGAGGGAAUGUGUGGAUUUAUAUUUUUUUUAUAGAAAAAGUGGAUUUAUAUUUUGGUGGAAGAAAGAAUGUUUCUUUGAAACGUGGCGAACGAUAAACGAUGGAGAAAGCAGGAGAAAAGGUUAGAAAAAGAGGGGCUAGGAUCAGGUAACUAAGAGGGGAGGCCUUAGUCACAUGACUAAGUCAAUCGCAGCCCUUCCACCUCAUUAAAAUCCAAGGGCUCCUAUUAGUCCAAUUUAAUGAAGGGUAAUGUAGUCAUUCCAUAUUUAUUUUUAACUUUCAAUUAUUAAAUAAUUUUUUUCGGCUCUUCUCUCCCUGCGGCCCGUCUCGUUUUUUUUUUCCCCGCCUGGAUCCGCCAUCGCCGACCAGGGAAUUUCUGUGCGGUCACUUUUUGUUAUUCCCUGAGAGAGAGAGAGAGAGAGAGAUUUUGUACUGUUAGUAUGCUUUGUAUUGUUUGUCGGUUUAUUUUGUAAUGUUUGUACGCUUUGUUAUUUUGUAAUGUUUGUCGGUUUUUUUUUUGUAAUGUUUGUACGCUUUGUUAUUUUGUAAUGUUUGUCGGGUUUUUUUGUAAUGUUUGUAAACUUUGUUAUUUUUGUGUAUCGUGUUUAUCAUUUUUGUCAACCAUGUUUGUAAUGUUUUUUAUGUCUAAAAAACACCUGGGUUGACUUUGGGAAGGAGCCCCUCUAUAUAGGGAUGGAGCCUCCAAAGUCAACCCGGGUGUUUUUUCAGUUCGUAUGGAUUGUCGGUAUAGUUUGUCAUUUUUGUCCACCAUGUUCGUACUGUUUGUAUGUCUAAAAAACACACGGGUUGACUUUGGGAAGGAGCCCCUCUAUAUAGGGAUGAAGCCUCCAAAGUCAACCCGGUUGUUUUUUUCCUUUUGUAUGGUUUGUAUUGUUUGUCGGUCUAGUUUGUAUUGUUUGUACAGUUCAUACGUUUGUAAUGUUUGUAUGUUUUGUCGCUUUAGUUUGUACUGUUCGUAUGUUUGUAUGGUUUGUACUGAUUGUAAAUCCAGUUUGUAUACUUUGUAAUUUUCCAUAAUACCCAAACUACUCCUGUCAUUAAUUAAAUAGCCCUUCCCACUUUUAACCAUCAGAUUGAUGUGUCCAGAUCUAAGGGGUGGGAGGGGCUUAGUCAAGUGACUAAGCACCCCCUUAGUCACUGGAUCCGCACUCGAGAAAAAGGUCAGUGCGAAAUCCCGCGAUUGGGAUUGGCUCCUUUACCCUUUUCGGCUCGGAGUUUAGCAGCAACACGACAAAACAAAAUAACAUGAAAAAACAAAAGAAAAUCCAGCUUCCCGCUCAAGCUUUCCCCCCACCCCUCUGCCGUUGCUCAGAAACUCUCAUCAGACGGUUUUCUGCAGAGCCACAGAACACAAAUGAAACGUGAAAACAAAAUCAAGCAACUGCAAAGAGCUCUCUCUUAUUCGAGACGUAUAUUUUCCGAACUCAAGAAAAUAUAUAAAAACUCUCGGACAAAGACAAAAAGAAGGAAAACCGUUCCAAAGAUCGCCGUUCAGAGCUGAGAGCCCGGAGCGAGGUUUUCAUGAGAGAGAAAUGGUAUUUUCGAAUCGCUUUGCUCACUCGUCGGAAGAAGCUAGGGUUAGCUCGUUGCUAGAGAGUUCGAUUUCCGAAAUGGCGAGGGGGAGAGGGAGAGCGGAAGAGCGAGGUGGUGACGACGGCGGCGACGGGAGCGACGAGGAAGAUCUGAAGUGGUGCCGCGUCAGGCGGAGGACGGAAUCGAGUGACGACGACGGUGAGGUCCGUGAAGAUAAUGACGAUCCGAGCGUGAGUUCCGCGGGUGCUGAGUUCGGCGACGAUUCGGACGGGCUGGGAGCAGCGCCGGAGCCGGAGGAUGAGGCAUCGCCGUACUACUUCGACGAGCUUGGCGUUGGAGACGGAGAAGACGAAGACGAAGGAGAAGGAGCGAGUCGGACUGUAGAGUUUGCAGCAAUGGCCGCGGAGAGACAGAUGCGCAGUGAAGGAGAGGAGGACAAGGAGCAGAGCGAGAGAGAUCGGAAGGAGAGAGAAGCCGUUGCAGUUCCUAGGAGUGGCGCGUUCUUUAUGCACGACGAUCGAACUAGUCAUCGAGGUCGAGGCCGGCAAAACUAUGGAGCGGGAAGAUUGAUUGAACACGACGAAGGAAAAUGGCAGCAUGACAAGUUCGAAGAAAUACAGGGAUCUUAUGACAAGAAGGCCAUGGACCAUAAAUCAUCAAGAAUUGUGAGAGGGAGAGGGCCCAUAAAGUAUCCGCUCGCCAGACCCUACAGCAGAUAUCCACCGAAGGAGAAUGAGAAAGCUUGGAUGUCUCGGGAAACAAGAUCAAAUUCAGGGAGGGUGUUAGCAGAAGCUUCAAGUCAAGUUGGUUCAUCUGCAUUGAAGAAGGAAGUGUCUGCAUCUUAUGUGAAUUGUGCAUCACGCAUGGAUAAUCCUACAAUAUCUACUUUCAGUCAUGCCAUCUCCUCAUUAACUAAAAGAGAUGUGCAGAAAAGAAAUACUGAAGGAGACUCGCCGAAAUCUGUCCUGUCAAAGACUGAUCCAUCCAUGGAAACUGCCUUUGCAUCUCGACUUGUGAGGGGUUUGGGUGAUUCUACUGGGAGGGACCAGCGUCCUAGCAAUGAGUUGAUCAGGGAAAAUAAUCUUGAAUCCGUUCAGUGGCAGGGUCAGGGUCAGGGAACUGGUUUGCCAUUUGCACCGCAGCAUACCUAUCAGCAUCCUGCUACUAGCCCAAAUGGAGGUGCUCUGAUGAUAAACAACCAUGUUCUGCCACAAACAUCAUUCAACAACUCAUUUCCACCAUAUUUCGGAGGUUGUAGUCCGGAGUAUACACUUUUUGGAUCACCAUCUAGAGCUCUUCUACCGAGUGCAUCAGAAAUUGGGACAUUGUUCGUAUCUGCUGGAUUAAACACCGAGUUGAUCCGUCCAGCUGCUGAUCGUCAACUAGCUUUUCUGCCUCUGCAGCCAGUAAUGACCUGGUCAAAUAGUCCUCAAUCUCUUCAAUGGAAUUUGUCUCCUUCACCACAGCAUGUUUAUCAGUAUACGGGUUCUAACCAAAAUGGAGGUGCUCUGAUGGUAAACAACCUUGUUAUACCACAAACACCUUUCGGCAACUCAUUUCAACCCCAGUUCCAUGGUUAUGGUCAGCAUUUGUAUUCUCCUUCUGGAUCAUCUAGUGUAUUCGAUAACUCAGAAAUGGCAAUGGCUGGGAGUGUAAGUGCUGCAGAUGGAAGCUAUGGAAGAACUUAUUCUGGACUUGAUACUCAUACCAAUCAGAACUUUACAACCACUGAGAAUCUCGUCCCUGUAAACCAAGUUACGAGCCAGCAUCAUGGUGAGUUUGGGGAAAUUGGAAUAUCUAACGUACCUGCAUAUUUUGCUGCUGAACCGAAUUUCGGGAGCUCUGCUUCUGGUUUGGCAUGGCCGCAAGUCUGGCCAGCCAAUGCUGGAAGUGUAAGCUCUGCCUAUCCUUCUUCUACCUAUCCCACACCCACAACCAGUGCAAACCGCCGUGCCAAGCCAACAGAACCGGAGUCUUCUCUCGCCAUUACUGGGUCCGUGACCACACAAUUUGUAAAUUUUCACGAGGGUAGCAACCCUGUGGAUGGAUCUGAAAUGCCAAAUACAUCGCGUGGAGAAGGAGGCAACAAGCUUCAGAGGUACACGAAAAUGAAUUUCGAUGAUCGACGUAAGUAGAUCAAGGUCGCAUUAGUGUAGGAGCAGGUCAGAAACCUGGUCCCUCGAAUUUCUUACAUAGAACAUGCAUUUUCCCACUCUCUCCCUUGUUUCACUAUCCUGUUGAAGUUUGUUGUGGCAGGAAACUUGCUGGUGAUCAUCGCAACUCGAAUGGUUCGACAUUGCUCGACUCUUCAUACGACUAGAUUACCGAAAAGGAACUUCACAUUUUUUUGUAGCUAUAGGGAGAGGAAUUUGGUGUUUCGGGCUCGUGCAGAUACCCACACAGACUCUUUUGAAACAUUGGAGGAGAAGAAGGUACAGGUAAAUUGGCUCCCCCUAUUCCCACAAAGAAAUUUUUGUAAGCACCAACCUCUCCCUAACUCUCACUCUCCAACGCUUUCAUCAUAUAUUUUCAUAUGCAGCCAAGCAGCAUAUGUUUUUUUAGCUGUUACCAGUCACUGAUCAAAUGAUUCAAAUGAGUGUCCUUACAAAAAUUUCCAAUCCAUAACGUGGUCAGCUUGUAGAGCUCUUCAUGUUCUGUAAGCCAAUAAUCAAAUGCGUUGGCCAGUAGAUGGGCAUCAAUUAGAUGUGCCUGACACCAUGUAUGUGGAAAUUGAAAGGCUAUCUAGCUGGCGUCUCUUACAUUUUGUUUAGUUGUCAUUAGUAUUUUGAAUCCUCAUCUUCACUUAAUUGUCGGUGAAUUUACUUGUGUUCGUUUUUCAGUUUUCAUCGUCUAGCUCUUACAACUUGGAUUCGUUUGGUUUUGGUGAUUGUUUGGUGGGGAUAGUUAUAAUGCAUGUAUUGUUCACAAUGCAUUGUUUUUUUUUUUAAAUUUCUGCACAAACAAUACAUGCAUUGUUUGCUUGAUUGGACACAAAGUAUCACUCAAAAUGAGUGAUAGUUAAAUCUCAAGUUUUUUGUGAGAUUGUUUGGUUAUUUUUUCUUCCAACUAUGUCCCUACCUUUCCAUGUGUGUUACUUUUUUAUACUAAAAGCAAAGGGUAAAAGUGGCAUUUCAUCCAAAAAGCAGUAUAACUUGUUUAAAUACUACAAUAACUAUCGCACAAACCAAACGAUGUAAACUAUAAUACACCAAUUUUCUUAUAUACAUCCAUAUUAGUAUACAUGCAUUGAUGACAAUCCAUCAAUUUAACUAUCAUCAAAACCAAACAACCAAACGACCUUUGUGUUUGUUAUCUAGGGAGCGGUACUGAAAUUUUGCGGCAAAUUCUAAGAACUGGGAUAAUGCAUAUACAUUGUGAAUGAACUGUGCUGCUGUCCUGCAGCUUUUGCUAGCAAAGUAGGCAGUUGCAACUUUUCAAGUCAUUGACCGUGGAAAAUGAUGGGCAAGCUCCCUAUUCCAUGUUGUCAGUCUUCUUUGGUCUGUGGCGUUUCCCUAUUUGUUUUGGAGGUGUCUGAGAUAAGUCCUGUCUAAUUUGAGUCGAUCUCGUGUGAAUGAAUGUUAUUCGUUUCGCGGAUAAUUCAGAACAGAAAUUUAUCGCGGCUUCAAUAUUUUAAUCAACUAUGUUCAUAUUUUUCAUGUUGAGUGUAAAAAAUUUCAUCACAAACA